Chara braunii is the source of this 669-nucleotide messenger RNA. The record is from the annotation of a GenBank genome assembly. Lineage: Eukaryota; Viridiplantae; Streptophyta; Charophyceae; Charales; Characeae.
ACGGUCCUUCUUGUACUUCUAUCUCCUUCAAGGAGACGAGGAGAGAGAGAGAGAGAAACCGCCAUCCUUGUUAGUUCCUACACGCGAGUCCAUCCGAAGACCAAGCAAGUCGUCACCUUCAACCAAUCUCCACCCGUCGUCACCAUGGCGCGAUCUAGCUUGGCGGCUAUGGCAUUGAUUGCCGUUGUUAUGGUUUUGUCCUGUCAGUGGCUUUGCCUUCAGGCGGCUGCGGGUAAGAUUGAAGACGCGCAGGUAACUGCAACUGGCGACGAUUCUGAGAAUGCUGACGACCCGGACACGGCGGGCGCCUGCCCAGUGGAGUUCGAGCCCGAGACCUUUGCAACUGUGAAUGCGCUGUGUGGCGUCGGAAGCAGCGGUCUGUGCUGCGAGGCAGUCAGGAACAUAGCGAUGGACUCGAUGACCUACGGCCAGCAGUGCUUGAGCGUUAUGUACAAAGCCUUCGACGCGUACAGCACUGUGAAUUCAGACCUGGUCUCUGGCUGCCUGAACGCCAAGGAGGGAAGAGGUGCUCUCGAGUUUAUCAACGCCGCGGCCGCAGUUGGACAAGGUUUCGAUAUGGAGGAAGAUGAUACCCCGGCGGCGCUCAUGGGAGCACACAAUUGAGUUGUCCUUGCGAUGGUGAAGAAUGCGGAAGCGCCGCAUGAGACG